Oppiella nova is the source of this 1601-nucleotide messenger RNA. Lineage: Eukaryota; Metazoa; Arthropoda; Arachnida; Sarcoptiformes; Oppiidae. The record is from the annotation of a GenBank genome assembly.
GAAUAGGUUAUACGUUAGACGUGACGACAGGUCAACGCAAAUACGGCGGACCACCACCUGAUUGGACAGACCCUCCGCCCCCUCCCGGGUGUGAGAUAUUUGUGGGCAAACUUCCCAAAGAGAUAUACGAAGAGGAGUUGAUUCCGUUGUUUGAAAAAGUGGGCAAAAUAUGGGACUUGAGAUUAAUGAUGGAUCCCAUCAGUGGUCUCUCCCGAGGCUAUGCUUUUGUCACAUAUUGUACUAAAGAUGACGCACAAAGUGCUGUCCAACAAUACGACGGGUAUGAGAUCCGGAAGAGUAAAGCCUUAAAAGUGAACGUUUCGGUGCCAAACCUGAGGCUAUUUGUAGGAAAUAUACCAAAAAGUAAAAGUAAAGAAGAGAUUUUUCAAGAGUUCACAAAACUCGCCGGAGGCCUUUCAGAAGUAAUAGUUUAUAGCUCUCCGGAUGACCGCAAGAGGAACCGAGGGUUUUGUUUUUUAGAGUACGAGUCCCAUAAGUCGGCCUCACUGGCCAAACGUAAGCUGAGUACUGCGCGCACCAAAGUGUGGGGAUGUGAUAUACUGGUCGAUUGGGCCGACCCUCAGGAGGAGCCCGACGAGGAGACGAUGUCCAAAGUUAAAGUGCUUUACGUCCGCAACCUUACCACUGAUGUCACUGAAGAACAACUCAAACAACUCUUCGAAGAGUUCGGAUCCAUAGAGAGAGUGAAGAAAAUCAAAGACUAUGCGUUCGUUCACUUCGAGGACAGAAAUCUAGCGCUAAAAGCCAUGAAUGGUCUGAACGGCAGGGAUGUUGGCGGCGCUCACAUUGAGGUCUCGCUCGCAAAACCUCCCUCUGAUCGCAAGAAGAAGGAGGAGGUGCUCAGGAAUAGGGAAAGACGUGUUAUGCUUAUGAUGCAACAGAGGGCUAUGAUUGUUGGGGCGCCACGUGGACCGCCAGCACUGCCACUACAACCGCCUCCACCUCCGCCCCCACCACUCAUUCCUCAGACGCGUAACACCAGAGGCCGUAACGCACAGCCAAUGGCUUCACUGCCAUCUCCAUCAGCCUAUCGACAACUCGGAGCUCGAAAUUACGACUACGAAUGUGGUUAUUAUGGUUUUGAUGAAUACCCUGGGCCACCUCAUUAUGAGUAUUCAGCACAUUUUAGCGGUGACGGCUAUUACCACCAGAAUAUGCUGUCCGCCCACUCGCACGCACCACCACCUCUGCCAUCCACACCAUUCCAACCACACUCUCACUCGAACUCAAAGACCAGGGCUUCGCGGGCCGCUCAGGGGUGGAAUUCGUGGUACAACUUCUAUGACCCCAAUGGCUGGUGGUUUGGCAGUACGCGGACGGGCGCGCAGUUCGGCUUCACAUCAUCACAACAACAGGGCUCCGGUUGGGGUCAGUACGGCAAUGGGUCAGUACCUGCACAGGCCAUCACAUCAGGCUAUGGACGUCGCAGUCUAUGGCAACCAAACAAUGGGAGCAAAAAGUGGAGGAAAACGCAGACAAACGGCGCAAAGAAGAGCUUCAAAACUAGUGGUGCUUUGGGAGGGCAGUGGUAUGACGACCAGUUCGCCACUAAUCUCGAUGACAGUUGGCCUCAAACCUAA